AUGGCUUCAAGCCGGAGGCCAUGGCGGAAAUAUCGAGACGACUUAGUGCUCUUGCUUCCGGUGGCCACGCCUUCACGUAUGUCAAGGAAGCAGCAGGAUCUCUAUGGAACAAGUCUGAGCCGGCAGAUAUACAGAGGAGGCGGGCCCGUGAUGCUCAAAGAUUCCAGAGCGUUGGUCCAACGUGCAUUUACAAAACUGGGGUAUUUGGACGGCGACCUUAACACGGAUAUGGAGGAAGCAGCUUUGGUUUUUGUCAAUGCACCUCACAAUACCCACGUGCUCCGCAAGGAGCUGGACUUGUUGCCGACCGAAAAGGACAACUUCGCGGACACCCUUGACAAACUACGUUGUGCCUUCCGGUCAAAUCUCUCCCAAGCUCGCUGGAAAGUUGCACCGAGCGACAGCACGAUCCGGCGGCUCCUCUGCAAGCAAGGGCUUCUCUCCAAUGUUCACACCACGUCCGAGGACGUACUGGCUGCUAUGACCCAGUACAGCUUGCAGCACGGCUUACCCACAAUGAGAAGCUACAAUGGUUAUGUUUAUCGCAUAUUGCGGUCUCUUGACUGCAGCCCCACCACCACCAGCUUGAUUGAAAUCAGCAGCUAG
Messenger RNA from Symbiodinium necroappetens, 606 nucleotides. Lineage: Eukaryota; Dinophyceae; Suessiales; Symbiodiniaceae. The record is from the annotation of a GenBank genome assembly.